Cyprinodon variegatus (sheepshead minnow) is the source of this 8144-nucleotide messenger RNA. RefSeq names its product RNA binding motif protein 15 (gene rbm15). NCBI's taxonomy places the organism in Eukaryota, Metazoa, Chordata, Actinopteri, Cyprinodontiformes, Cyprinodontidae. Gene Ontology annotation, molecular function: mRNA binding. The record is from RefSeq and is a predicted model, not a curated record. Gene Ontology annotation, cellular component: nucleus. The coding region runs from base 162 to 2690 and encodes 842 amino acids. Gene Ontology annotation, biological process: regulation of alternative mRNA splicing, via spliceosome. The transcript has a single exon.
GGACUUGUCGCUAAUCUUAACAAAAUGGCGACUGUUGUUGUUUUGCCGCAGGGUCGCUGAUUAAAUCCGUUUAUCGUUUCAACCCAUUUCUGCACCCGUAGUGGAGAAGCAAAGUGAAGAUAAGGUCAGGCACCAGAAGGACAGAUUCCAGCCGGGCCGAAAUGAAAGGAAAAGAGCGGACACCGAUUAAAAAACGGUCCCGGGCCCUGGAAGAUAUCCGAGACAGGGGAGGCUGUCAUCCGACCAGUAAGAAAAUGGGGGCUCUCUCCGUUUCCAGCGGGAGUAAUAAUGGAAAUAGCUCAACAAAAGGCGACGGCGGCACAACGAGAAGAAGUUUGCUCGUCGAGAAAAGAGACAGAGAGUUUGAUAGCCACGGCCGGACAGGAAAUAACCACAGCUGUCCGCCUGCUGUGGCUAAAAACCACAGUCUGAGUCUGACGCUGGAUUUAGCUUCACCGAGGGGCGUCUCUUCCCGGGCGGAGCAGCGGGUCCAGCCGCCCAGCGCCGAGAGUGAGUACAAAACACUGAAAAUCAGCGACCUGGGCUCCCAGCUGAGCGACGAGGAAAUAGAGGACGGACUGUUUCAUGAAUUCAAAAAAUUCGGCGAUGUGAGCGUCAAGAUGAGCCGCUGCAGCGAUGGACGCAUCGCGUUUGUGAAUUUUAGAAAGCCGGAGGACGCCAGGGCCGCUAAACACGCCAGAGGCCGACUGGUGCUGUACGACCGGCCACUGAAGAUCGAGGCGGUCUAUGUGAACAGGAGACGGAGCCGAUCUCCAGUGGAGAGGGAGUUAUACGUGGCGGCUCCGAGCCACAGGCAUCUACCGAGGCCCCUGUCGCCAACCGGCCUCGGGUACAGAGACUACCGGCUGCAGCAGCUGGCUCUGGGACAGCUGCCCCCUCCCCCGCCGCCCCCCUUACCCAGAGAACUGGAGCGGGACCGGGAGUUUGCUCUGUUUGAGGCCAGGGCGCGUCCUGCUUUCAUUGCUGAACGGGCAGGUUUCAGAGAAGAGGAUUUUAUCUCUCCUGAAGAUGAUCAAAGAGCCAACAGGACGUUGUUUCUGGGCAACUUGGACAUAAGUGUCACAGAGGCGGACCUGAGGAGGGCUUUUGACAGGUUUGGGGUUAUCACAGAAGUGGACAUAAAGAGACCCAUCAGAGGACAAACCAGCACCUAUGGAUUUCUGAAAUUUGAAAACCUUGACAUGGCUCAUCGGGCCAAACUUAGUAUGUCUGGCAAAACGGUGGGACGCAAUCCAAUAAAAAUAGGCUAUGGCAAACCCAUGCCCACCACACGUUUGUGGGUGGGGGGACUCGGACCCUGGGUGCCUCUAACUGCCCUGGCCAGAGAGUUUGAUCGUUUUGGAACAAUAAGGACUAUCGACUACAGGAAAGGGCACAAUUGGGCUUACAUUCAGUAUGAAAGUUUAGAUGCGGCACAGGCAGCCUGGACACACAUGAGGGGUUUCCCCCUGGGAGGACCAGAGCGCCGGCUCAGGGUGGACUUUGCAGACUCUGAGCAUCGCUACCCGCAGCAGUUCCUGCAGCCUCUCCCUAUACCGCCUUUUGACAUGGUGGCUGAAUCAUUUGUUCACCGUGCCACACCCGAACCUCUUCGGGUCAGAGACCGGACUCCCCCACCACUUCAUUUCAGGGAGAGAGAGCUAUUCCCUGGGAGCGACUGGCCCAACCCAGCCAUCCGUGAACGGAUUAGAGCCUCACCCUUUGAGCCUCUUGAACAUUUGGAACGGGACAGGAGAGUGAGAGAGCCGUGGUCUCUGGAACGAGAGCUGCAGGGACGAGAACCUCUACGCAAACGGCGUGCUGUGGAGGAGGGCCGCCACCUGGACCUCUCUCCCGACAGCACUGAAAGAACAGUUAGAAGGAGACGAUCAUCCCCAGAGGGGAGUCCUGGAGGCAGCAGCAGAGAUGGCGGGCGUUUCAGUGACUCAGAGCGCCCCAUGCGAGGUGAGAGGGCCUCUCCGGUGAGGGAACGCAACAGCAGCCUGGAGAAAGGCGGGACAGAACGCAGGCUAAAAAUCCAGAGUCUUACCGAUAAAGGACCUGGGGUAGCUGUUGGAGAACGCAAGCGAAAAGCAGUUGAUGGGGGUAAAGGCCCCGCCAAGAGAGAACGUUCUGAAAGCAGCUCCAAGGGAGGUCCGCUGUCCAAGUCAGAUGGUACUAAACUCAGUCUAGCCUGGCAAGGCAUGCUCCUCCUGAAGAACAGCAACUUCCCAGCUAACAUGCACCUGCUGGAGGGUGACCACAGCGUAGCCAGCGACCUUCUGAUCGACAGCUCAACAGGAAGGCAGGUCAGCGAGCUGAAAAUCACCCAGCGUCUCCGCCUGGACCAGCCCAAGCUCGACGAAGUAUCCCGGCGCAUCAAGGUGGCCGGUCCUGGUGGCUACGCAAUCCUUCUGGCCGUUCCCGGGACCAUGGAGGAUACAUCAAGCGACUCUGCAGCUUCGACCCAACGGCCGCUCCGCAACCUGGUGUCCUACCUCAACCAAAAACAAGCAGCUGGAGUCAUCAGCCUUCCUGUGGGGGGCAGCCGGGAUAAAGACAACGCAGGGGUCCUUCAUGCUUUCCCUCCCUGUGAUUUCUCUCAGCAGUUCUUGGAUUCAUCUGCCAAAGUUCUGGCAAAAAGCAAAGAGGACUAUCUGGUCAUGAUUGUGGUUCGUGGCGCAUCAUAAGAAGUGACCAUACACUAAAAUGAAGUGGAGUUUAGGAAAAAACAAAACAAAAAAAAACAACCCUUGCUGUAUGUCAGCAGUUAUUGCAUGCUGUGUGUUCUGCAUCCUGGGGUUCAGUAGUGUGCUUCUCCAGUGUCUGAAUGUUGCCAUAUAAUCCACUAAAAAGGACAAACCUUGCCCUUCUAUGAAACUAAAAGGUCAUUUAAGUACAUUUCAAUGGGUGUUUGAUCCUAAGCUCAAUCAAAAACCUGCUGUUUUAUCAGACUUCUGGAAAAUGUUAAAAAUAAGGGGAUAUUACAAAAUAUAAAUUCGUACAAAUCCCAUUUACAUUUCUGAGCCUUAAGAUCAUAUUUAGAUUUUUUUUUUUUUUUUUGGUCCAUCAAAAGGUCAAAAUGGUUACUUUAUCCAACAUAAAUGUUAGAUGUUAAAUGGUUUUAUAGUAUACCCCCACCAUGACAAUUAAACUACCAAUUAAAAAGAGAAUAAUAUCACACAUAUAUAUAAACAUCCAAAUGGUCAUCUUUGUUUUUAGGCUGCUCUAUUUGAUGUCAUCAGCCUGUAAUGGCUGUGUUAUUACAGCAACUGUCCCCUGGUUAUGUGAACAGGGCAUGACUUACAGUAAUGCGUUAAGUUAUGUGUUGAAAUUUAAAAUUGUUAACUUUUCAAGUAUAGAAAUGAAGCGGAGCGGAAUACUUUUUCAACUCGGGAUGCAAAGAGGAGGGAAAGUAUUUUCAGAGCAAGUUUAGAAAAGUUGCACACUUCUCCUCCAGUUGAGCACUUUAAAUAUACUACCUUAGAUAUUUAUAUUUGUUCUACUAAAGUGGCCCCAUACGUCUAAAAGGGUUUUGAAUUGCUGGAGAAGCGUGCUGUGUGUUUUAAUGACAAAAUGUUUUGCCAGGGUCAAAGUUGGAAAUAUGAUGUAAAGGUCAACGGUUAAAACAUUUCUUGAUACAGGUCAUACAUUUCAGUUUAUAAAGUGUUUGGUCCAUACAUUUUCAAAGGGUUGUUCUUGAACUUUAGUAUAUUUGGAAAUAGAAAUCCUGUGACUUCAUUGCAAUGAGUUUUUAGAAAGGUCAAGAAAUUGUCCCCAAAUCUGUGAAAGGCUAACAGGUCAGAUGGACCCUCGCUUUAACUGAUUUAAAAAUUGAACUAAUUGUAAGAGUUAAUGAUAUGCAAAUGGAUAUGAUACCCUGGAAACCAUUUAAAAAGUUUAUUCUCAGCCAAACAUUGUCCCUGCUGCUGUGCUGAGGCUGAGCUGGAGGAUAAUGUUGGCUCGAUCAGCCUGCCCACUGAUUAUCUUUUUCCAUCUCUGGUCCAAAAAACAAUUUCAUAUUGAAGGUCGAUAGAUGACCUAAUGGGUCUCCUGACAUAUACAGUUAAGCUCCAAAUUAUUUUUAUUCAAAUCAGAUUUUUGAUAGAACAUGACACUGGCAACUCACAAAAGAGAAAAAAAAAAUAAAAAUAUUUGACAAGUUUUCUUUGCUAAUGAACUCCAAGUCUUUAAGGUUGAAGGGCCUCUUUGCCAUUACCCUAAUCUGUAGCUCCGCCCCCAGAUUCUCUAUCAGGACCCUGGCUUGGCAUUUCCAAAGUGAUUAUUCCUUCACUCAUAUGAAACGUUUUGGAGAAAAAAAAGAUUUACUUAAUUUUAACCAUCAUUUGUCCUGUAAUAAUUUUGAGCUUAUCUGUAAUCUGUUUCUGUAACAUUAUACCACGUUUAAGUCAUUUUAAAUUUGAAAAAUCUAAAAUGUUAGCCUUUCACAGCACUGGGUCUUUUAAGUUGUGAUGUUUUAGAAUACAGGUAGAGGAGCCAUUACUGAUAAUAAAGUCACUUAACAUCGCUUGAAAAAAAUUUGAACUUAAAGCUUCUUUAACAUUACUACCAAUUGUCUGUAUUAUCCAUACAUUUAAGUGUCUGAUAGAUCAAACUAAAUUCUUAUGAUAAUCAUAAACAUGCAAUUUUUUUUUUGUUUGCAAUAGACACCAGCCCACAUGGCUGUACUAAUUAAUAAUACUGAUAUUUUCUUUAUUUAAAGCGUUAUCCUUUUGUUUAUGCUAUUUUUUGUAGAGUGGAUCUGACUUUGCAGUUGUGUUUAAACUGAAGUACUUGUAGACAAAAAAAAAAAGACUGAAAGGUUGGACAGUGCGAUGUUGAUGGCCUGUUUUAUUUGAAUCUCCUAACUAAAAUCUUCAUAGAAAACCAAACCCAAUAAACUAGUGGUAAAAAAGUAAUUAAUUAGCUUUAUAGCAGUGGUUUACCACUUCACAUGGAGUUUAAUGUUAGAAGUAAAAAUUUACAGUAACUCAUGCCUGCCAAUAUUUUUUUCUUAGGUGUUUUUACCACUUUAUUGUUUUGACAUGUUGUAUUUGAUUAUCCAGUUAGGGACUUACUCUGAAUCAAUUGUUAAUUUUUUCGUUCAUAUGUGAUGAAAACAUACUGCUUGUUCACGUGGACAAAACCCCCUCUACCAACCCCAAAACCUGGGACUCUGGAAGACGCAGAGCUGCGGAUCUGCAGGAGAAAAAAAAAAAAAAAGGGCAGCGUGGUAUGUGUGAGUCCUUGCUGAUGAGGAAGCUUUUUAAGUUGUGUAGUCCAUCCUGCACCUGUGAUGACUUCUGUUUUAAGUGGAAAAAUAGAGCAAUGUACGCUUUGAUGUCAUGGGGAAAGGAAAAUCCGUAGUGCCCAUGCGAAGCUGUUCACGUAACUACAAGUGCGUUUGGGCACUUAAUGUGACCGAUUAUCAAUAAAUUGUUCAUGUGAAGGGAAAAUGUUUCUUCGAUGGAAGUGAAUUGACGAAACAAGCAUCAAUGCCUUAUUGUGUUUCCAAGGAGUUUGUCACUUGAAAUGUUGUUCCUGCUCAUGAGAGGGGAGACAAUUUGCAAGUUGUUUAGCUCCAGAGAGGAGAGACCCAUGUUUCCUAAGAGGAUUCCUAUUUGUUUAAAGGCCAGUUUUGGGAGCAGAAGUUGCCCCAUUUGUAACUUACCCCUCACAACUGUUCCUACUGACAUGCAAACACCUGAACAGGAUGGAGGAGCCGCCGUCUGCUCUUGUUUGAAUCCGGCUUGCAGAUGCAGUUUGGGAGGCGUGGCUUUGGAGCGAAUGGCAUCACAUUGAUGGUCUCUUGUUUGCAGCACUUUCCCAUGCAUUGGUUCUGGUCCUGAACAGGAGGGAGAAUUUCAUCGCUCUCUCACACACUCAAUUGUUGAGAUUGUGACAACUCUGAAAUUUGCAAAGCAACUACAAAUCGCUCCGUCUCCAUGCAGAGAUUUGGGCUGAUUUGUCUUUAACACACUUUGCCUGGUUUUACUCAGAUUUUACCCAUCAGGAAAGACAAUUGGCUCAGAUGUCAGCUAAGAAUGCUAUUGCUGGCCUCUCCUCUCUGAGGUGCCAUGUGAACCAGUUCCCUUCAUCACCUGGAGAUGAAGCCUCGGCUGGAAGGAUCCCACACAGCGGAUAUUCCUCACUGACGUUCCUCCAGGACCACUGUUUCUUCCCCCCAAAUCUGUGUAAAUGUUAAGGCCUCUUUACACACUCAGCUGCCAUCUAUUUUAGAUGAGUUAGAGUAAAAACAUGUUCAGUAAUCUGUGCCGAGGACCUUGAGAAACAUUGGCAUCAUGAGGAUCAAGGAGCACCUGCUUUUCCUCUCCUCCCGUCCAUCAGCUGACAGCCAGGACAGAGCAGGUAUAUCUGUGGUAGCUGUACAGAAACAGCACCAGGGUGAGUGAGAAACAGGGCUGCCUGCCAUGGCUGUAUCGGUGGCUUAGGCAGCAGGGGUGAGUAUAAAGUAUAGCACCACAUUUUCAAGACAGAUCAUACAUUCUUAUUUCUAUCAGUGAACAAUGUCUUCCCUUUACAGACCAGCUGCUUAAUAUUCAAUAUAAUAAAUUAAACUUUCAUAACAUGGAACAGAACCUUAAAAGGAGUAUAAAACUGAGUCCAAGUUGAAAAAGGGUCAAAUGUCUUUAAGGUCAAUAAAUCACUAUAAAAUAUAUAUAUAUAUACUUAAAUUGCCCCUCUAACAUUUAAUAAUCAGAUUUAUUAAUUUAUUUUUGCAUAAUUAUUAAGGUCCCUUGCUUUUUCCACAUUUUUUGCCACUUUUUAAGGAACUUAAUAAAUGAUCUGAAUUAAAUGAGCUUUACAUUAUGCCUACCAAAUACUGCACAUUUAGUUCAUUCUGUUGACGCAGUCUAUAGCCACAAGUCUAUUUAUAAAAAAGGGAAACAAUAAUAAACAUCAAUAUUAGGUUAAGAUUAAUAUGCGAGAAUUGGCAAAACAGCGAAUUUCCUCCCCUUUCCAUUAGCAUGUAAGAUAUAAAAUAUAAAGUUAAUCCCUGUAUGAUUUUAUCUAAGUCACAAAACUCAGUCUCUCCUGGGUUUUUGCUUCAGGCCCCAUAGAAAAAAAGUUUCAAUGUUCAAGACAAAUAUUAUUUUGUUUAUUACAUAUAUUCCUUUAAAUUAGGAUGAAGGGUUAGUGUGUGUUUAUCUUUUUAGGAUGCUAUUUCUAAUGUAGCUUUUUAGAGUUUUUUGGUCAUCAAACCACCGUUGAGAAGGUGAAAAAAGUAAAAAAGAAAAAUAAAUCCCUCUCCAUAUUACAGAGGGAUUUUCUUUAUGUUUUGCUUAAAUAUAGUGUUUACUAUUUAGUGUCAGUUAACAUCUUAUACCAGCUCAUAUUAUUGUUUUAAGAUUUAAAUUUAAGGUAGUCAUUUUACCUUUAAGCUGCUGCACCACAAUGGGAUUAGAUAUUUAGUAAAAUCAGUUACGUCACCAUAAAGUGUGAUAAAAUAAAAAUAAUCCAAGAGAUCUUCAACCUCAACCAGUGAACUGCUGCAUAUAGGCAGCAAUGUUCCCACUUUCAGGACGCCACAAUAAAGCUUAUAUAAAAUAAAUUCUUAAAUUAAAUGUCUAUUAUCUGAAUUUAAAUACAGUCCUUAAAUAUUGAAAAAAGAUUAUAGGGAAAGAAAUUUUAUCAUAUGCUAACAUUAAUUUAAUUAAAGAAAUAACAUGUGUAACUUACUAUUGAGUUGUACCAUUUUGGGUUAUCAUUUUCAAUUGACCUAGCAAAUUUGAUCAACUGUUAUUAUCAGCAUUUAUUCUGGGAUUAGAAAAGGGUUCCUGUAGUUUUUUAUUACCUUAAAUUGAAUAAUCUCAAUUAUGAAGUUAUGCCCUUCUUUUUUUUUUCUUUUUUCAGUUUAAUGUCCAGUAAAACUAAAGCAAUAAAAAAUCUAAAUGUAAUUCUUUACAUUUAGAAUUUUUGACCUUUUUAGUGUCUCCUCCGCAGAGUCUAAGAAGAUUGUAUUAGGUUUUUAAUGAAGUGUGAGUAAGUAGCCUGUAGCCAUCCAUUUUCUGACACUCUUUAUCCCAAGCGGGUCACAAGGGGUGCUGGUGCCUAUCUCCAGCUGCUUUCGGGUGAGAGGUGGGGUACAUCCUGGACAGGUCGCCAGUCCAUCGCAGGGCAAC